GAGCAGCGGAGGCGCGGCGGCCAUUCAACUGCUUGCUCGGACACCUCCCCGCCCUCCCGCUUCGGUACUAACUGGGCUUUGACUUCCACGUCUGGAAGCGGGUCGAGUAGAGAGGAAAAGGCUUGGUGUAAAUACCGGGAAGGAGGUUCGGAGAAGUUGCGUGUGUGCAGCUCGAUUCCUUUCCAGCGAGGGCUGAGGAACGGAGGGAGGCGUGCCGCGUUAGGUGGAGGUGCGAGCGAGCCGUUUGAGAAGUUGGCGGGUGGGCGUGUGCCCCACGCAGGACUACUCCCCGCGGGAGGCCGAGCGAGGGGACGGCUGCUUUCGGGAAAAGAAAAAAAGAAAAAAGAAAAACCGGAGCCUCAGGCGACCGGCUGAAAAGCUCCUAUCGGCCGGAGGAGCGGCUGAGAGACAGAGGCGGGGAAGAGCGCCGGGGGCUGUCCCCCACGUGGCGCUGACGCUGAGCCACUGAACCGCCGAGCCGAUCGGGGGGCUAUAAAGUGAAUCGGGAGCCCAGAAGGGCUGAGCUUCAACCAGAGAGCGAGCGCUGCCUUCCUGGAGGAGGAGGAGGAGGAGGAGACUUCGCAUCCCGUUUCCAACCCUCAGCCCCAAACCUUCUCCGUUUGCGGUCCUUGGCAUCUUGUAGAGCGGCGGCGCCCCGGUUGAGAGUGUGAGGCGGGGACCCUCCGCUGCCUCCUGGCGUUUCUUCGCGCGGUUUAUUGGCGAGAACGGCGCCCUUCGUCGCCUCCAUGCGGGAACUGCUCCGCUCCCUCUCCGCCGCCUGCCUCCCGCGGAGGUCCCGUCCUCGCCUUUCCUCUCGCGGGGUGAAGGUAAGAAGCAACUUUUGACUCCCGCUCCGCCUGCCGCGAAUGGCCUCUUGAGGAGCCCCCCCCCCGACGCCCUCCCGCCUCGGCUGGACUUUGUAGAGAAAAUCUGGGGCAGUGGGGGAAGGUAGGAAGGAGAGACCCGGUCGCCUUGCCGGUCGGCGAAGACUGAAACGGAGGCGGGGGGCUGUUAUGGAAGCUGAGCCAAGCCGCUUCUUUCGCUCCUGAUUGGAAUCGGUGGCUUUCCGGUGCCUGCAGAAAGGACCAGCCCCGCUGGAGACAGGUGCGGGAUCUCCUCCUCCUCCUCCUCCUCCUCUUCGCAGGGUGUGCCUGUCUUAAGUGACGUCCAUGAAGCUGGGUUAAUGUUGAAGCUGAAGAGCCCGUACCCAGAGCAAGGGGGAUUCGCUUCCCUGGCCCACCUGCCCACUUUCCAGCUGGAGCACAGCUACCCACAGCACAUGGAUGGCAAUGGGAGCUUGAAUGGAAGUGAGGGCGGGCAGAAAGAGGGCCUUCUUUACCCCUUGCCCACUACCUUAGCCCUCAUCUUCCUGGCCACACUGCUCAUGAUCGUCACCAUCUUUGGCAACGUAUUAGUCAUCAUUGCCGUCUUCACCAGCCGGAUGCUGAAGGCCCCUCAGAACCUCUUUUUGGUUUCCUUGGCCUCAGCAGACAUCCUGGUGGCCACCUUGGUCAUUCCCUUUUCUCUUGCCAAUGAGGUGAUGGCCCAGUGGUAUUUUGGCAAGGUGUGGUGCGAGAUCUACCUGGCUUUGGAUGUACUCUUCUGCACCUCUUCCAUUGUGCAUCUCUGUGCCAUCAGCUUGGAUCGCUACUGGUCCAUUACACAGGCCAUUGAGUACAACCUCAAGCGCACACCACGCCGCAUCAAAAGCAUCAUUUUCCUGGUUUGGGUCAUCUCCGCGGUCAUCUCUUUCCCACCGCUUAUCUCCAUUAUAAAGCAGGGUGAGCCUGAGAGUCAGCUCCACGAACAAACAGAAUUGAAACCUGAGAACAAAUUGCUCAGCUGCAGUAUCAACAAGGAGACCUGGUACAUCAUCUGUUCCAGCAUAGGCUCCUUCUUUGCUCCUUGCCUUAUCAUGAUCCUGGUCUAUAUCCGUAUCUACCAGAUUGCAAAAAGGAGGUCUAGAGUGCCUCUCAACAAGCAAGGGGAGACUGUAGAGAGCAGACAGAAUGGGUUGGAUAACAAAGAUGAUACGCAAGCGAUAACCAAGCUCAAUGGGGGGAAGACAACAUUGGCAGGAAGAAACCAGGAAUCAGAAGUCAAUGGUAUAGACCUGGAGGACACAUCUUCUUCAGAGCACAAUGACACUCCUCAGCCUAGGAAAGCAGAAAGGCUUCCCAGAAGUAAGGGCAAAACCAAACUCUGCCAGAUUAAGCCUGGGGACCAUUUGCCUAAUCAAGUAGAAGAGGAUAGGAAUGCCAAAGCUUCACGAUGGAGAGGGAGACAGAACCGAGAAAAGCGCUUCACCUUCGUACUUGCAGUAGUGAUUGGAGUUUUCGUUGUCUGCUGGUUUCCUUUCUUCUUCACUUACACAUUGACUGCUGUUUGUAGGAGAUGCAAUGUUCCUGAAACCCUCUUCAAGUUCUUCUUCUGGUUUGGUUAUUGCAAUAGUUCCCUGAAUCCUGUCAUCUAUACUAUUUUCAACCAUGACUUUAGGAGGUCCUUUAAAAAAAUUCUCUGCAGAAUAAACCGGAAGAGAAUUGGGUGAAGCGGGGAUCUCUUUGCAAGGCAAGUCUUAGGUUCAGCUCUGGUGGGAUAUUGGAAGUGGGUGGCACCUUGUCUAAUUACUGAGCAUUGACUCUUCAAAGGCUUCAGGUGAGAUAAAACAAUUAAAAUAUUAGUGCACAACCAGAACCCAAGAGGAUAUGUGCCCAGGGAUGGAUCAAAAGUCUUAUUUUAGUGUGUUCUUUCUAUGUAUUUCAGCACAUUGAACAAAUGAGGCUGGGAAAGGAAAAUGUAAGUCAUAUUUUUCAGAAGCACUUUCUAUUUUCCAUCUAAGGUCCCUGACGUUACGAUAUUGCAUCCUUGAGAUCUGUGCAUCUUUAACUUUUGUAGGAAAAUUAGCUUUAAACUGUUUUAAAUAUUUCUUGAGGACACACAUUCUAUAUGAAAAGCAAAAGAAAGAUACACAUUUGAGUGGACCCCUGCUGCCAUCUCAUCGAUUUCAAAUAUUAUAGUAUUAAAUUCCAAAAUUUCCAAUAUGGUUCUGGAUGUUGGGAUAUAACAACUGGUAAUAUAAGCUUUGACACAAUGGCCAGUGUUUGAUUGUAUUCACUAUCUAUUUGUUUUUUCAAAAAAUCAUGUUUGUCUUGUCUUUUUAAAAUGCAGUAUUGUUAAAAGGCUGUAUCUCUUAUUCUGUACCAAUUGAGAGAAUCAAAUAUGAAGGAUUUCACAAUUAGAAAGGAACUGUCAAAAAAGCUGAGCUUUCUAAGACUCAGAGGUUUAAGAGGAAGUAUUCUUUCUUUGUGAUCCUUUCAUUGAGAUAUGUUCAGUGCAAUUUACUUCUUUCUGUAGUUGUAAAUAGAUACCAUAGAGGAAAUUCUCUGUUUACUUUACAAUGCUAUUUGAUUCACACUGAUUUUUUUUUUUACAUUUUCAUUUGUGCUAGCUCUCCUGUACAAAAACAUAUUUUCAUGUACAAGUUCAUUUUUCCCUUUUUACCUAAUAUGAAACCAUACAAAUCUUUUUUUCCAGCUGCAAAAUUGGAUGAUAGAACUCUUUUGAUUAGUCACAUAGUGAAUGUUAUACUUGAGUAUAAAGGAGAAAGAAAAUGAACAGAAUAAUUGUAACAUGUAAAAAAUCAUGUUGGCAUAGGAUAAAAUAUCUUUGUUAACUAUCUUCCUUGUUUGUUUUCCCAGAAAUACCUAUUGCAAGUUAACUUUCUCAGCUCAUCAAAUAAAUAUACUGAGUAUUAUUAAAAGGGAAGCGGAAAACAUCAGAAUUUUAUUUUCAAUAUUAUGACAACAUAUUCAGUUAAAUUUACAAUUUGAUUAAGUACUUCGUAUCUGAUGAUGCUGGAAAAACUCUUCCUUUUAAAGCUGUAAAGUCGAUACAUUCUUGCUUUUUGUGCAGUUUUUUAUAUGGAUGACAGGGCCUUCUUUAAAAAAUUCCACCCUACUCUAUGGAACACUAUGGAUAUCCAGUCUUCAGGCUUGUAUGCCUUCAUUUUGUAAGGAUACAUAUCCAAUCUCUUACAUAAUAAUAAUAAAAAAGAAUCUGACACUCCUAGUCAGUCUAAAACUAGAAUGCUAAUAGAGAAGGGAAAAGAAAAUAAGUUAGUAGCAACAAAGAUAUUACCUUGUCUAAAAGCUCAUUUUUUAAAAAAGGUUAAAGAGUUAAUUACAAAUGUUUGCAUAAAGUGUUUUUAACCCAGACUUUAAAAUCUCUUUUUUAAAAGACUCAUUUUCCAGUGCAAGGAAAUUCAUACUAUUUAUAUGGAGCUGUUUCUAAAAUGUGUAUUAGUAUCCAAGGGCUGAAACAAUGGGGGUGUGAUGGGGAAAUGGGGAUGAAUACACCAGCACACAGUCAAAAAUAAUGCUGCCAUUAUAAGUCUAUUGCAAAGGUAUUGCAAUUUAGCAGGAUUGAGGCCAGGCCUUAUACUGUAUGUGAAUCAGGCUGCUGGGUCAAUAUACAGUUUUUCUUUGACUUCAGUUUAAAAUGAGAGAGUCACUUUCUCCCUGUUGCAGUAAAACAAGAUAAUAAAAGUGCAAAGCCUGUGUGACUUCCCCUAUUUGUUGUAACUGAUAUUUGAAAUGCUGGAAUUUUAAUACCCUCUUCUUACCAGAAAAAUCAGGACACAUAGAUAAGGAGAAAUUUUUCUUUUUGAUGGAGGCAAUCUGUCUGCAUUGUGUUGUAUUUUAUAUGUCCCCAAUUUCAUGUUUUCCUGCUAUAUUUGGGCUGAAAUUUGCAGAGUUGUUCAUGAAGGCUGGGAAUUCCAGAGAUAAGCCAACAUGUUUGGAGACCCCAAUUUGGGGAAGGUUGAUGAAUUUCUAAUGCCUUGAAGGAGCUAAAUAAGAGAUUUCAGUUAGAGACAUCGCAAACCGUUUAGCUGGCUUUUCCAGCCUUACAGAUUGGUCCUAUUGUAAUAUUGUAAUAUCCGCUUAUGGUUUGUAACAACUGGUUUGUAUUCAACUGCUAAAAGUAUUUUACACAGUAAUCAGAUAGCAGAGAUCGAAAUUUACAUAGGAAACUGAGAACCAUGUUUUCAAUAUGUUUACAAAUAAUACCUUUGCAAUGGUCUAUCCAUAAUAGGAAGGGAAAUAUUUUGAAAUGGCUUCCUUAUGAUAUAAAAAGAAUAGCUUAAAACUCAGGCCAGAGGGAAAAGCCAGAAUCAAUGGCUUAAAACUACAAGGAACUAGGUUCAGAUUAGAUGUCAGGUGAACGUCCUCACUAUAUGAGCUGUAGGUGACUCGAGUAAGAUACAUGGAAAGUGAUAGAAUGUGGUAGAUAAACAGAAUGGCCCUGAAGGACAAAAGGAAGAUCUUUAGAUAAAUGAAACCUGAGCCCAGGCCAACAAAGUACUUUGAAAAGUGUCUCAGACAGUGCUCCCCUCGUUAAUUUUCAUCAAGAUGAAAAAGGAAGGUAGCACAUUCAGACUUACAAGAUAAACUAUUUUAUUGGAACAAGAUCUGGGUGGUGUCUAGUUUAUCUGAUAGGGUUGCCCUAAUUUCUUCUUUACCAAAAGUCUUCAAACAGAAGCUAGAUAGUGUUCUCUCAGAGAUGUUCUAGAGCAGGGCAGUCAAACUCCGGGUCCACGAACCAGAUGCGUCACACAUUGGCCACACCCAUGCCCAGUUUAGCCAAUGGAAAAAUCGCAUGUCUUGUGAUGCUGCCAUGAUGACAUGAGUUUGACACCCCUGUUCUAGAGGAUCAUAUACGCAGCAGAGUGUUGAAUUAGAUGUGAUGCUUCAAUGACUCUUUGAACUGUUACAAUUUUAUGAUAAUAAGUAAAUACAGAGAAAAUGAAAUAUACUCAACUCUUAUAUAGCUGGCUGUGUUAAUGAAAUUCCUUGAUUACACACUGAGCUCUUAGGCAGAAAAAUGGCUUCUGUAUUGCCAGCUCUGGGGUGACCCUUUCACUCAAUUAGAUGAAUGUCUCCGGAAACCUAUCAGAAAGAAAACCAGAGAGCCUUCUUAUCAUCUGAAAAAUGACUUAUGGUGAAAUAAACUGUAAAUUUUAGCCAUUUGGUCUGAAAUAGCACAAGGGAAAAGUUAAUUGGCCUUGUAAAAGAUCUUGGCUUGAGAAUGUGGGUUGCAUAUUUUUAGGGUUCUGGUAUUAAAUGUACUGUAUGAAACAAGUAAACAAAUGCCUUACACUGGAAAAAUAAAGUGGUUUCUGGAAUAUCUUUCUAAAUCAAAGUUGUAUCUGGUAUAACAAUCCCUGAAUACCAUGCCAUUUGACCUUUUUAAGAAAAUGUAACAUGUAAACAGAAAUAGCCAUAAUGGAUUUAUAAAUAAAUGAAUAAAAUUGACACCUCUGAA
Molecule: messenger RNA, 6321 nt
Organism: Pantherophis guttatus
Lineage: Eukaryota; Metazoa; Chordata; Lepidosauria; Squamata; Colubridae
Gene: ADRA2A
Product: adrenoceptor alpha 2A
Biological process (GO): G protein-coupled receptor signaling pathway
Cellular component (GO): plasma membrane
Molecular function (GO): alpha2-adrenergic receptor activity; epinephrine binding
Source: RefSeq, a predicted model, not a curated record